This is a messenger RNA of Clavispora lusitaniae ATCC 42720, 1521 nucleotides long. RefSeq names its product serine/threonine protein kinase (gene RCK2). Gene Ontology annotation, biological process: cellular response to oxidative stress; protein phosphorylation. NCBI's taxonomy places the organism in Eukaryota, Fungi, Ascomycota, Pichiomycetes, Serinales, Metschnikowiaceae. Gene Ontology annotation, molecular function: calcium/calmodulin-dependent protein kinase activity; ATP binding. The record is from RefSeq and is a predicted model, not a curated record.
AUGUUCGCCAACUUGAAAGCUUUUAUUAAACACGGGCGCCAGGCAAAGGAAACCUCACCUCAUUCGCCCCAUACUUCUUUCACCAGUGACAUGACUUCUUCUUUGCCUUCGGGCCCUUCAACGUUGACGCCCAGAAGCUCCGUCGAUGAACGGAUCCAGAAAAAGGGCGCCAACGAGGAAUACCACACCCACAAAGAUGCACACUUCGAGACACCGGCACAGCACCAGACCCAGGUCGGGACCCCGACGCAAGUCCUGAACGACAAGCAGGAUCACCAUCAGGACCAGAACUACAACCACAAUGCCAUGCAGAUUCCACAACACAAAAAGAGCGGCAGCUUCCCCAAUUUGGAGCGCUACGUUGUCGAGGAGAAAAUGGGCGAGGGCGCCUUUUCUGUGGUUUACAAAGCACGCGAGCGUGCUUCGGGCAAGCUGGUGGCCAUCAAAGUUCUCCGCAAGUACCAGAUGGACACGGCUCAGCAACAUGCGGUUUUGAAGGAGGUGACCAUCAUGCGCCAGCUCAACCAUCCGAACGUUGUGCGCUUCAUCGAGUUCAUUGAGAGCGAGCCUUACUACUACAUUGUGCAAGAGUUGGUUUGCGGUGGCGAGAUUUUCGCUGCCAUUGUCAACUACACAUAUCUCAGCGAAAACUUGUCGCGCCAUGUGAUUUACCAGGUUGCCCAGGCGGUGCGGUACUUGCACGAGGAAGUUGGCAUUGUCCACCGUGACAUCAAGCCCGAAAACCUCUUGUUUGAGCCCAUCGAGUUCCGGCCCCUGCUCAAUCCGAUUGCAAAGCUCCGCCGGUCGGAUGACCCAAACACGAAAAAGGACGAGGGCGAGUACAUUCCGGGCGUGGGCGCAGGCACUAUCGGCAUGGUUAAAUUGGCUGACUUUGGUCUUUCCAAGCAGAUAUGGGAGCGCAAUACAAAGACACCUUGUGGCACUGUCGGUUACACUGCUCCGGAAAUUGUUCGUGACGAGCGCUACUCGAAAGAAGUGGACAUGUGGGCUAUUGGCUGUGUUUUGUACACGCUUUUAUGUGGGUUCCCACCAUUUUACGACGAACGUAUUGAAGCCUUGACGGAAAAAGUUGCUCGCGGCGAGUAUACGUUUUUGGCGCCUUGGUGGGACGAAAUCUCCAACGAGGCGAAAUACUGUGUUUCGCGUCUUCUUACCGUCGACCCCAAGCAACGUUAUACUAUCAACGAACUUUUGGAGGACCCAUGGAUGCAAAAGGCUGCUGCCGGCUUCGAGCAACCCAGACCUCCUGUUCCACUCCACGCACAAGCACGUUUCGCCCGCUCUGAGGCUAUGUACUCGCCUACCGCGCUGGCUCUCCGUGACGCUUUUGAUAUCUCCGCCGCUGUGCAUCGUGCUGGAGAAGAAGGUGCAUUCAAAAACAGACGCAUUCUGACGGUUGCGGAGGAUAGUGUUGCAGACAUCAAUCUGCCGUUUUCUUUGAAUUUGGGCGGUGCCCUGAUUCUCGGGCGCCGGAAGAAGACUGUCGCCGUUCCGAGUUAG